Messenger RNA from Mytilus trossulus (common blue mussel), 791 nucleotides. RefSeq lists its product as uncharacterized. The transcript has 3 exons. NCBI's taxonomy places the organism in Eukaryota, Metazoa, Mollusca, Bivalvia, Mytilida, Mytilidae. Gene Ontology annotation, cellular component: plasma membrane. Bases 104 to 760 code for a protein of 218 amino acids. The record is from RefSeq and is a predicted model, not a curated record.
GCCAUGACGUCAUAAUUCGAAAGGAUAUCCCUAACGUCACGUUUUAUUCCAUUCAACAUCACAUGCAUCUUCACUACGCAUUUCCUAGAAUGAAAAUAGUAAAAUGCCAAAUGAGGAGUCAAUUAACCAGGCAGAAGUUAUAUGGAACUAUUUGAAACUCAACCAUACACUAGAAAAGAGCGAUUUGAUUAUCGUAUUUGGGAAUCCUGAUAUAAGGACAAUAGAAUAUGCUUCAAAAUUGUGGUUAGAUGGAUUUGCUAAAUGGUUGAUGAUUACUGGGAAUGAAGGAUCACUUACAAAAGGAAAAUGGCAAAAGCCUGAGGCACAAAUAUUCAAAGAUAUUGCUGUUAGUCAGGGUGUACCAGAGGAAAAUAUUCUUUUGGAGGAAGAAGCAACUAACACCGGAGAAAAUGUAACAUUUUCAUAUGAAAUACUCGAAAAGCUUGGUCUACUGGAUUCGAUUAAAACAAUAAUUUUGGUUCAGAUGCCGUUUAUGGAGAGACGAACAUAUGCAACAUUUGCUAAGCAGUGGCCUAGCGGCAUGAAUCAGUUAGACAGAGUUUGUGUUACGUCGCCUGCCAUAGAUUUAAUGUCAUACCCUAACGAUGAUGUCGGUGAUUUAGAUAAAAUAAUGGAAAUGAUGGUUGGUUGUCUCCAACGUGUUAAACAUUACCCUAAACUUGGAUUUCAGAUUGAACAAGACAUUCCUGAUAAUGUUUGGAACAUUGGAGAGAACUUGUUGUCCAGUGGACAAUACUAGUUUCAAUUAACUAUUAAAAUAUACACUUGAA